AUGGCGCCCGCGAACGACGAGAGUGACUCGUCGACGCCGACUCGCAGCCCGCCCCUAGAAGCGAUGGACAAGAUAAACGGCCUCAAGAAGCAUGAAAAGCAUACCUCUGAAGGGUUCUCCUCUCCUAGCGAGGACAACCCAACCGGCGUUCCCGCAGUCGACGGUACCGACGAAAAUCACCUCAUACCGCAAACCCUCUCCGGCUUGCGCCUCAUGGCUUUGUCAAUAGGCGUCGCCCUCGGCCUCUUCCUGUCGAUGCUGGACACGUCCAUCGUCGCGACCUCGCUCUUCGCCAUCGCCGCCGAGUUUGGGGAAGAUAGCGGCGGCGGCGACGGCGACGUCGGCGCCCUCAACUGGGUUGCCCUGGCAUACGAGCUGUCCUACCUGGGCUGCGCCGUGCUGUGCGCCCGCAUGUCCGACGUCGUCGGCCGCCGAGCCGCGUUCGCGGCCGCCUACGUCGUCUUCGUCGCCUCCUCGCUGGCCUGCGGCUUCGCCCGCUCCAUGGACCAGCUGGUCGCUUUUCGGGCGGUCCAGGGCUUGGGGGGCAGUGCGUGUCGAUGA
This is a messenger RNA of Thermothelomyces thermophilus ATCC 42464, 561 nucleotides long. RefSeq lists its product as uncharacterized. Gene Ontology annotation, molecular function: transmembrane transporter activity. Lineage: Eukaryota; Fungi; Ascomycota; Sordariomycetes; Sordariales; Chaetomiaceae. The record is from RefSeq and is a predicted model, not a curated record. The coding region runs from base 1 to 561 and encodes 186 amino acids. Gene Ontology annotation, biological process: transmembrane transport. The transcript has 3 exons.